Molecule: messenger RNA, 1540 nt
Organism: Aspergillus wentii DTO 134E9
Lineage: Eukaryota; Fungi; Ascomycota; Eurotiomycetes; Eurotiales; Aspergillaceae
Product: putative short-chain dehydrogenase/reductase family protein
Exons: 1
Coding region: 417-1298 (293 amino acids)
Source: RefSeq, a predicted model, not a curated record
GACGUGGUGUUUGCAGCGUUUGCUUUCUUCAUCUCCACCUGAAUAACUACAGGAAUUCUGGGAAUGGCGCAAGCUGAUGCCACUUUGAUCGAAUCACGAUUCUGCGGUCGGGUAUUACAGCUUGGGUUUAUCGGUUAACUGCCUUGAGGGUAUUGUUCUUGAGUGUUACCCGGCUGUGCUUGCUGGUGAAUAACGGGCGGGCUCUUCUAUCCGAGUGCGACAUUCCAAUUCCAUUAAUCCAGGGGAGGAGGAUAUCCGUUUGAAACAGCGAGAUACUAUCGAUAUCAAUAUUGAGGAUAAUUCACCGAGGAAGAAAUAUCCUGGAUUGCCAACUUGUUGCACCGCCUACGUAAUCUCCGUCUCGAUAUCCAUGGUUUAACAUACAGCUUCAUAUUCUUAACUGGCACAACAUCAUCAUGGCUGGUCUAUUUCGUCUCCUUCGAACACAAUAUACCCCUCCCACCGACCCAACAGGGUCAUUCGCUGGCAAAACAGUCCUCCUAACAGGCGCAACAGCCGGCCUUGGCUUCGAAGCAGCCAUCAAAUUCCUCAAUCUCGGCGUGGAUUCUCUCAUCAUCGGAAGUCGCAGUCUGGAUAAAGGCCAUGCGGCAAAGACAGAACUCGAGAAGCGCACCAACCGACCGGGGGUGAUUGAAGUCUGGGAACUAGAGAUGAGCAGCUACCAGAGCGUCAAGAACUUUGCCCGUCGCGUCGAUAGAGACAUCAAGCAGCUGGACGUGGCAUUGCUUAAUGCCGGUCUGUGGAAUCGGGAUUACAAGAUGUCGUCUGAAGGGUGGGAGGAGACGUUGCAGGUCAACGCGCUUUCGACCUCACUUUUGGCGCUGCUGUUGCUUCCCAAGUUGAGGAGUGCUGCGUCGGUUGCGAACCCGGCGCAUCUUACUGUCGUGUCGAGUCAACAGUUUGUUCGGGUCCAGGCUGAGAGUCUCAGGACGGAUGGGUCUCUACUGGAGCAUUUGAACGAGUCGCAUCGCUUUGCCGGUCCCAAGCAGUACGGCAUCUCGAAGCUUCUACUGGAGUAUGUUCUCAAGACCAUCGCUGGUCUGACUCGCAAUGAAGACGGAACGAUCCCAGUCAUCGUCAACACCAUCAGUCCAGGUUUCUGCAUCUCGUCUCUCGGGCGGCAAUAUGACAAGUUCUACGAGCGAUGGCUGGUUUGGAUUGUGCAUAGGCUGUUUGCCCGUACAACCGAGCAGGGGAGUCGGUCGCUUGUCAGUGGGACAUAUCAGGGUGUAGAGUCACAUGGGAAAUGCUGGAGAAGCGAUGGAUAUUUAGAGUGAGUGGUGUUGUGUUUGAUCAUGCGAUCAUUACUGACGAUAUACAGCGAGUCCAAGGCGUUAACGGUGGGCGCAGAGGGGAAGCAAUUCCAGACAAAGGCCUGGAAGGAAAUCAUUGAAAUUCUGCAAAAACAGGCAGAGGUUGAAGACAUCAUCAGACAAUUGUCCAGUCAUAAUGUAUAAAUAAUAAUAAUAUCUAAUAUCUAAUUAUUAACCUCAUGAUAGAAUUCAAGUGUAACCACCAG